GGUGACAGACAAAUGGGUUGCGUUCCUUCUCAUACCAUGAUUUGAAAAGAAAAUAGAAAUUGGCAAAAUGAAAUUAGGUAAAUAUUGAAGGGCAAAAUAUUAGUGUGACCAGGCAUAGGGGCGCCCGCUUGGUAUGGCGUUUUGGCUGCUGUUCUUCCAAUCAAGAAAAAACCAAAAUUUCUCUCUUUUUCUCUCUCUAAGACCUCUCCCUCUCUUUCCAUCUACUCUUUUUUGUUCCCGACUGGUUGGCUCUUUCUAUUGUCUGUUGCCGGAUUAAUUUGUGAAUUCCGGCGAACCAUUUGUAUCCCGGGAAUUACCAGAUCGGAUCCGGGGGCCAUUUAUCAUUACUUCUUCUUAUUCUUCUUCUUCUUCACAUCCAAGAUUAUUUUUUAUUUGUUUAUUUAGGAUAAAAUGCAAUAGAUCCAGGUGUGGUUUAAGGUCGAAAUUCAUGGGAAUUUGUUUUAGCAUUGAAAGUAAGCAAGUAUCUCAAGAACAACGGCAAUUAUCUUCUAAGAAAGCAGGACAAGACUUUGAUCAGUCAGCAAGUAAAUUAAGUAGGCCAGACUCAUUUGACUUAAAAAGCCCGAGCAACACUCCAUUGGUCCCCAAGAAUGUCACUGAUCUUCGCCAGAAUCCCGGAUAUAGUAAUGUUGACAUCUUUACAUAUGAGGAAAUGACAUUGGCCACAAAGCAUUUCCGACCUGAUUUCAUUCUUGGCGAGGGUGGAUUUGGAGUUGUUUAUAAGGGUGUCAUAAACAAAAGCAUAAGACCUGGUUAUGAGACCAUGGUUGUUGCCAUCAAAGAGCUUAAUCCUGAUGGGUUACAAGGUGACAGAGAAUGGCUGGCAGAAGUCAACUAUUUAGGUCAAUUCAGUCACCCAAAUCUUGUGAAGCUUAUUGGGUAUUGCUGUGAAGAUGAGCACAGGCUAUUGGUCUAUGAAUACAUGGCAAGUGGGAGUUUAGAGAAACAUCUUUUUCGUAGAGUGGGUUGCACUUUGACUUGGUCAAAAAGAAUGAAGAUUGCUUUAGAUGCAGCAAAAGGACUUGCUUUUCUUCAUGGUGCAGAAAGAUCUAUCAUAUACCGUGAUUUCAAGACAUCCAACAUCCUACUAGAUGGG
Messenger RNA from Hevea brasiliensis (rubber tree), 1117 nucleotides. RefSeq names its product probable serine/threonine-protein kinase PBL17. Gene Ontology annotation, molecular function: protein kinase activity; ATP binding. The record is from RefSeq and is a predicted model, not a curated record. NCBI's taxonomy places the organism in Eukaryota, Viridiplantae, Streptophyta, Magnoliopsida, Malpighiales, Euphorbiaceae. Gene Ontology annotation, biological process: protein phosphorylation.